Cladophialophora yegresii CBS 114405 is the source of this 1359-nucleotide messenger RNA. RefSeq names its product ribose-phosphate pyrophosphokinase. The record is from RefSeq and is a predicted model, not a curated record. Gene Ontology annotation, molecular function: ribose phosphate diphosphokinase activity; magnesium ion binding. Gene Ontology annotation, biological process: 5-phosphoribose 1-diphosphate biosynthetic process; purine nucleotide biosynthetic process. Gene Ontology annotation, cellular component: ribose phosphate diphosphokinase complex; cytoplasm. The transcript has 2 exons. NCBI's taxonomy places the organism in Eukaryota, Fungi, Ascomycota, Eurotiomycetes, Chaetothyriales, Herpotrichiellaceae. The coding region runs from base 1 to 1359 and encodes 452 amino acids.
AUGGUUAGAAACAUUGUCGUCUUUGGUGGCUCGUCCCACCCAGCCUUGACCGAAACCAUUUGCGAAAUUCUAGGCAUCGCGCCCGGGCAAGCACUCUUCUCCAAAUUUGCAGUCGGUGAAACUAGGGUGGAGAUAGGCGAAUCGGUUCGCGGAAAAGAUAUCUACAUCAUACAGUCGGGCGGUGGGAAAGUGAAUGACCACUUCGUUGAGCUUCUUAUUGCGAUAUCAGCUUGCAAGACUGCUUCCGCGAAAAAAGUUACGGCUGUGCUACCUCUUUUCCCAUACUCUCGACAGUCCGACAUCCCUUACAACAAAAGCGGUGCCCCUUUGAUCAAAGCCGGCAACAUCAGCAGCAAGCUUGUCUCAGAAACAAAUGGCUACACAUUCGAUAGCAUUCCACCUACCCCACAUCCAGACAAGCACGAGAGUCACGGUCUGGCGAAUGGACACCCACUGCACAAAGCGGCUUCAAAAUCAGAUCUUGAUCAAGUCGAGAACAGUCCCACCCACCAGGCCCGCUUUAGCCACUAUCGAGAGUCAAGCUCUCACUCGACGACCAAACAGGAAUACUUCCCAAAUGGGAGAAAGCGCGGAGACUCGGCGGCUUCCACUAAUGGGGUUGCGAACCACGACUUCGCCGUGCCACUUUCGGCGCAGAAGAUGGACCCGCAAGAGACGUUCAAGCCUCGCCCUGGUUAUCGGCAAUGGGUCGCACAAGCAGGUACCUUGGUAGCAGACCUUCUCACGUGCGCGGGGGCUGACCACAUCAUCACCAUGGACCUACAUGAUCCUCAGUAUCAAGGAUUCUUUGAUAUCCCUGUUGACAAUCUCUACGGCAGACCAAUCCUCAAAAAGUACAUCCAGCAGAACAUUCCAGACUACAAAAACGGUGUUGUCGUCAGUCCUGAUGCCGGAGGCGCCAAACGAGCGACCGCCAUAGCGGAUGCGUUGGGCAUUGAAUUUGCAUUGAUUCACAAGGAGCGAAGGCCUACCAAGAUCACCGAUCGCCAAAAUGCCACGAUGAUGCUGGUCGGCGACAUCACUGGAAAGGUCGCUUUCAUCAUCGACGAUCUAGCGGACACGAGCAACACCAUCACCAGGGCAGCCAAGCUAUUGAAGAAGGAAGGCGCAAGCAAAGUCUAUGCUUUGGUCACCCACGGUGUUUUGAGCGGUGAUGCGAUUGAGCGUAUCAAUGCAAGUGCAUUGGAUAAGGUGAUCGUUACGAACACAGUCGACCAGUCCGAACAUGCAAAGCGAUGCCCUAAGCUUGAAGUGCUCGAGGUUGGGCAUGUAUUUGCUGAGGCCAUCCGAAGAGUACACUAUGGGGAGAGUAUUAGCGUGCUAUUCCAGUAUGAUUAG